GGAUUGCUCUAUUGCCAUUCUACUAGAGCUUUUAUCUGUGGACAACAUUAGUUUCUCCGUGGCAAUCUGUUAUCUGUGGACUCUACAAUGGCUUGUGCUUUACCUCCUGGACAAUGGUACAACAAAGCUUCUGAAGAACUGGAGAAGAUGGUGGGACAAAACGAAGCAAAACGUCUUAGAGAAAAUGAAUUUCCUAAUCUCCCCUGCGCUAUGUUCUUGGCCAACCAGGAGCACUUGAAAUUAAAAGGUAAUGCAAUCUGGACCAAAAAUUAUGAAGCAUCUCUCAAGUGCGGCCGAAGGUCUACAAACAUGGCUGGUGUGGGUGGUUUUGGAACACUGACUGUUGCACGAAAUGGUCAGUUUCCACCCAACGAAAUCUUUAACCCUGGAAGUGUAUAUCCACUUCGACUACGUCACUCCAACGCUCUUGGGACUGAUGACCGAGCUAUGGACAUUCUUGGUGUCGCAAUCAAACUGGCUGAUGUUGAUGAGGGUGGACCACUGGAUUUGCCCUUCUCCUCUGGAGAAGGUCUGCUCUAUUGUAAUGGCCCCGCUCUUGAUGAUUUAUUUCAGGGUCCUCUCAGUGGAGAUCUUGAGAAGUACAAAGCUUACUUGAAGAAGAAUGGUAGCUACUAUCGAAAUCUUGUCAACAUGAUGCGUCGUGGUCCGAGCUCCUACGAUCAAGUUCACUACUAUGCUCAACUGACCUACAAAUACUGUGGUCUAGAUGGCAUCCAACGUCAUUGCCGCUACCGUAUUGUACCUGCUAAUGAUGGUCCUGAGAGUGGACUCCUUGAUGACGAAGAUCAAAAAUUUCCCUGGAAUGGAGGACCUCGUCCUACCGAUACUCGCUCUCCAAACUACUUGAAACAGGAAUUUGCUUCUCGUUUGGAGAAGGAAACAAUUGAGUAUCGGUUGCAGAUACAAAUUCGCAACCGUGAAGGCAGUGAUGACAAAGAAAUCUCGCGCACAUCACGCUAA
Molecule: messenger RNA, 981 nt
Organism: Corticium candelabrum
Lineage: Eukaryota; Metazoa; Porifera; Homoscleromorpha; Homosclerophorida; Plakinidae
Product: allene oxide synthase-lipoxygenase protein-like
Exons: 6
Coding region: 88-981 (297 amino acids)
Molecular function (GO): heme binding
Source: RefSeq, a predicted model, not a curated record